AUGCUCGUGCCUCUCCCGCAGCUUGAUGCCGCCACCGCUAUGAUACCUGACGUCUCCCUGAUACAGUCGCCGUCGAUCGGCAGCACAAUGGGUACGCUCCUGAUCGCAACCUUCAUAGGACUUGUCCUCCUUGGCGUCACUCUCCACCAGGCGUACCGAUAUGCGCGGCUAUUCCCCAAUGAUUCGCCAUGGCUCAAAGGCUUGGUUGCGCUCGCAGUAUGCCUCGAAAUGGCGUCAAGCGCGCUCUCCGUGCAUGUAUGCUACUACUAUCUCGUGACGAACUACUUCCACCCGCAAGACCUCGCGCUCGGUGUCUGGUCUACCGAUCUGUUCUCCUCUGUAGCGGGCACGACAAUGGUCGUGUCACAAAGAAAACACGGCUCUCCCGGUGCCAAUGUUUCUGGUACGAGCCACAUUACCCCAAAGCUCGCGAUCGCCGCUGCAGCCCUAAUCGUUGUUCUGGUCACGUCGCAGCGCCUCCUGCCGAUCGCGUUCUGUCUGGCGAUGGCUUCAGACCUAAUGCUGACGGCGUCGCUCAUCAGCAUCCUGCGCCGCAAGCGCACAGGUUUCAGCAGUACGGAUAACAUGAUCGACGUCCUCAUGAUGUACUCCGUGAACACAGGACUUCUCAAUGGCAUCUUCGAUCUACUGACUACGAUACUGGCCUUUGCACGCCCAUACAGUACCGUCUGGGCUCUCUUCGGCAUAGCUGGCGCAAAACUAUACGCCAUCACGCUCCUCGCAGCUCUGCACUCCCGCCGCGCGUUCCGCCCGAACGGCUCCGCCGAGUUGCUGCGGGAUAGCGAUGCGCUGUUCGGACUCAGCUUCUCCCCCGUAGGCGCGUCGCACUCGAACGCCACAUCCUCGCUGAGUCGAAGCCGACCAGGGCAUAUACAGCAACCGAUACAGCUGCAUUCGAUAGGCACGAUCGACGGCUUGGACAUCAUCGAUAUCAAAGCACCCUCGCCAUCUCUGCCACCAGUAGUUGGCACGAGUCCCGAUGGCCACUACGACACGGACAAGGGCAUUUGGCAGUCCGAAUACAUGGAGAGCGCUACGGCGGGCGUUCCGUCAACGACGGAAAUGGCUUUACCGACGGGGCAUGGUCCACAGAGGCUGUCUACUACUCACUUGCGUGCUCUGCAAGAGAUGACUAGGGUCAUCCUUUAA
This is a messenger RNA of Trametes versicolor FP-101664 SS1, 1170 nucleotides long. RefSeq lists its product as uncharacterized. The record is from RefSeq and is a predicted model, not a curated record. The coding region runs from base 1 to 1170 and encodes 389 amino acids. The transcript is spliced from 16 exons. NCBI's taxonomy places the organism in Eukaryota, Fungi, Basidiomycota, Agaricomycetes, Polyporales, Polyporaceae.